AUGGCGCCUCUGAAAACUCUGAGAAGAGCUAUAAGGGCGACACUACCCCAAUUUCAUCACACACUCCUUUCCGCUUCCCCCUCGAGAACCUCCAAACCUCACCAUCCCGGUAUAAUCCACUCAGAUCAACAUAGAGGCGACACUCUCUUUUCUUUUACCUCUGGGCGCUGGCUAUGGGACGAGGCAGCCCAGCUUCGUAAACGGUACCAGCCCUUCAAUGUCGAGGAACUCAAACAAACAGCGGCCAGAUCAGUUAAUGCGGAAUUCUGCGUCAAAAUAACAAAAUUACCCGAAGGGUCAUACAACAAAACCUUUCUAUUGACAAUGGAUAAUGACGUCCAGGUCAUUGCGAAAAUCCCCAAUCCUUACAUCCCUCAGAACUUCGUUACAGUCAGCGAAGUUGCCACGCUUGACUUUCUUCGUAGCGAGCUCGGUAUACCUGUCCCGCGAGUCUUUGCUUGGAGCAGCAAGAAAGACCAGCCUGUGGGAGUCGAAUAUAUCAUCAUGGAAAAAGCUGCUGGUAAUGAGUUGAGCAAAAGUUGGCCCACUAUGGAUAUAUCGGAUAAGGUGGACAUUGUGUCUCAGUUGGCGAAUAUUCAAGCCAAAAUAGCCGCUGUCGACUUCGGUUAUUAUGGAAGCUUGUUCUAUAGAGAGGAUAUUGAAGGUGGCAUCAAUGUCCCUGGAGUAGCUGAUCAGUUUUGCAUCGGCCCCAGCUGUGAUAUACGAUUUUGGGAGGAGGAGAGGAGAUUCAUGAGCGCGUUUAGGGGCCCUUGGUCAUCGUCCGGGGCGUAUGCGAUAGAUAUCACCAGGCGAGAGAAAGAAUGGAUCACCCGGUUUGCAAAUCCUCGUCAUCCAGCAGACCCCUUGAGACAGUCAGAUAGACAAGAGUCUCCUGAUUGUCACAUUGAACUCCUCGACAAGUAUCUGAAAGUUGUGCCUCAUUUGAUACCAUCACAUCCAGGUCAAAAUCGGUCUGUACUUUGGCACUCUGAUUUACACUUUGGGAAUAUAUUUGUAAAGGAAAAUCAGAUUGUCAGCAUCAUUGAUUGGCAAGGCUGCUCAAGUCUUCCCGCUUUUCACGCGUGCAGGAUACCAAAAUUCCUGAAAAUUCAUGGGCCCUUGCUUUUCGACCUUCCCUCAGCCACAGGCCUCACGCCACAAGAAAAAGAGGAAAAUUUACGGAGAUACCAGCUUACACAACUACACAGGCUCUAUAUUUCCAAAUUCUGCGAAAUUGACAAUGACGUCUUCUCUGCUCUGUCAUUUCCUCAAGCUUUAACGCGACAACAGCUCAUCGAUUUUUCAGGGUACACAUGGGAUGACGAUGGAUUGUUUUUGUUUCGAGAGAUGAUGCUUCGAACAUGGCGCGAAUGGAUGGAAUUAACUGGCCAGCCACAGUCCUCUUGUCCUGUGACAUUCGGCGCCGAUGAGCUUGCGUCUCAUGUUGCCGAAGGGAAGAGCUGGGAAGAUCACAGGGAUCUCUUUGGCGCCCUUGGAGUCCCCAGUGACGGCUGGGUACAUCUUGAAGAUUUCGAGGCGAAGGUGGAAACCAUGCGUAAUCUAGUAAGUUCGGUCAUAGACGCCGCGGGUGACAAGGAUGGCGUAAAAGACGCACUAAGAGCUUGGAAACUGUCGGAGUCGGGGCCUGCCAGCCUAUCGGGUAAUCUGAUGGAUAUCUAG
Coccidioides posadasii C735 delta SOWgp is the source of this 1680-nucleotide messenger RNA. RefSeq lists its product as uncharacterized. Gene Ontology annotation, cellular component: mitochondrion. Lineage: Eukaryota; Fungi; Ascomycota; Eurotiomycetes; Onygenales; Onygenaceae. The record is from RefSeq and is a predicted model, not a curated record.